GAGUGCAGCGCUCUCGGUGAGCCUGGCACCGGGAGUAGCCGUCUCCCCCUCCCCCUGCCGGAGCCGCUAGAAGCCACCUCUCUUCUGUCCUUCCUGGACCAGGGCGAGCAGGGCUGCACUGUCCCAGGCCGGUGGGGCGGAGCCCGGAGCCCCACUGAGCGCUGCAGAGCCAACCUCUCCUCCUGCCCAGGGCGCAAGUGUGAGCCACUGCCCCAUGCUGUGUUGAUGCUGGUCUGCCAUGCUAGCCUGUCUACCCGGGCCAGGUGAUCUGCCCUUUCAGCUUCUUUCUCACACGCAGAUGAACACUGGACUUCAGAAAUGGGACACUACACAGAAAAUGAGAACUGCUCACUAUCCUACCCCAGCCGAAUUGGACGCGUAUGCUAAGAAGGUCGCAAACAACCCACUGACUAUAAAAAUCUUCCCCAACAGUGUGAAGGUUCCUCAGCGGAAACACGUUCGUCGUACUGUGAACGGCCUCGACACAUCAGCCCAGCGCUACAGCCCCUACCCGACUCAGGCUGCCACCAAGGCAGGCCUGCUUGCCAUUGUCAAAGUGCCAGCCAAAAGCAUACUCAAGGACUUUGACGGCACCCGAGCCCGGUUCCUCCCUGAGGCCAUCAUGAACCCCCCAGUGGCACCCUAUGCUACUGUGGCACCCAGCACUUUAGCCCACCCCCAGGCCCAGGCUCUGGCCCGCCAGCAGGCCCUGCAGCAUGCACAGACCCUGGCCCAUGCCCCUCCCCAGACACUGCAACACCCUCAGGGUAUACCACCACCACAGGCACUGUCUCACCCUCAGAGCCUCCAGCAGCCUCAGGGCCUGGGCCACCCUCAGCCAAUAGCCCAAACCCAGGGCUUGGUCCACCCACAGGCCCUGACUCACCAGGGUCUCCAGCAUCCCCCUAAUCCCUUGCUGCAUGGAGGCCGGAAGAUGCCAGACUCAGAUGCCCCCCCAAAUGUGACCGUGUCUACCUCAACUAUCCCCCUUUCAAUGGCGGCCACCCUGCAACACAGCCAGCCCCCGGACCUGAGCAGCAUCGUGCACCAGAUCAACCAGUUUUGCCAGACGAGGGCAGGCAUCAGCACUACCUCAGUGUGUGAGGGCCAGAUCGCCAACCCCAGCCCCAUUAGUCGCAGUCUGCUCAUCAAUGCAAGCACCCGGGUGUCGACCCACAGCGUCCCCACACCAAUGCCUUCAUGUGUGGUCAAUCCCAUGGAGCACACCCACGCGGCCACAGCCGCGCUGCCUGCUGCAGGUCCUGUCAACCUGCCCACAGGCAUCUCUCGAGCCCCUACUGGCUACGCUAGCGACCUCAAGCCAGUUACCUGGAACCAGCACCAGCUGGCCCACCUACAGCAAAUGUGCAGCGAGGCUGGUGGGACACCAGCCCCUGGCCUGACAGGCAAACAUACAGCAGGACGCGAGUUGGCAGGGCCCGGUUUUGUGGGCAAGGCCCCUGCCUACCCGCAGGAACUCUGCCUGGCGCAGUCCUUCCAUCUGAAGCCUUCCCUGGAGAAGCCGACCCCAUCCCCACCUGUCAACGGCCUACCGGCCCCACUGGCCUAUCCCAAUGGUCACUACUUCCAACCCCUGUGGAAUAACAUCCUACCAACUCCCAAUAGCGACAGCUCGGGGUCUCAGGACCUCGCCAUGCCGUUCCAUGCUGGGCAGCCCACAGGUGCACCCCUCGACUGUGCAGCAGCUCCUGGGGCCCACUACCGAGCGGGAACUGGGGGUGGGCCAGUGGCAAGCCAGAACAGCUUGAUGCAAACGGUGGAUUACCUGAGUGGGGAUUUCCAGCAGGCCUGCUUCCGAGAACAGAGCCUGGCCAUGUUGAGCAAGGCCCACCGAGCCCCUGGCACCCGAGCCCCCGAUCCCACAGAUAGUCGAAGUCUUCAUAUUCAGCACCCAGGGUAUAGAUAGGGAGCUGUGAUGCCCUCCUCAGGCAACAGGCCAUACAUCACCCUUCUAGGCUUAGUCUUACUUUGAAGUAACUGGAUAGUUUCAAAGUUUCACUGCUCCAGUGUGAUCAUCCUUAGAUAUCUAAGGAAGGGAACUUGGCAGGGUCCAUUUGGGGGCAGAAAAAGGUUCUUUCUCCUCCCACUAGCUACUACUCCUGGUUUUCUGUUAGAAGCUAACUCUGUCUCAGCACCUGCCUGUCAGUCAGUCUCCACCUUGACCACCUGUUGCUCUUGCCAUCUUUUGCUGAGAUUGAGGUAUGGCUGAGGAAAGUGACCUAGAGCCUUAAGUUAGGCUUCUCUGUCUGGGACUAAGAAGCCAGACUUUCUGAGUGCUCUGGAAUCUAAUUCUUUAGUCCCAUAAAGAUGUCAAAUGAAAAUACACCCAGCUUUCAUCUUCCCCAGCUGCUCGAGGCUUGGUUCUGCAUUUACGCUGCUCCCAAGUCACUGUACUUGGCCUUGCUGAAGCCUUGAGACUCAGAAAACCUUGGCGUUGGCAUCUUAAUUUUUGACUUCCUUUCCAGAGAAAUGCAGUGGCCACCUGGCAUUCCCAAGACGUCGCUGUUGCCUCUCUCCAGACUCAACUGCUGUCCUCAUCCCUGCCUCCCUUCCCCCUUAAGGGAAAAAAAAAAAAAAGCAAAACAAAAACUACCUUACUUGAAGAAUUAGAUAUAGGUAAAGGAUGAUCACAUUAGAGUUUGGAAUUAAAAUCACCAAAAAAAAAAUAUUUAAAAAAGAAGUUAAACUGCAUUUGGUUCUCUACACUGGCUAAGAAUUACGGUCCACACUGUAAGUUUUAAACGUCACGUUUCUGUAUGAAUGUGGUUUGAGGAGCAUUCUGUAUGCGUGGCCCCACAGGUACACCCACUCUUACAUUUUGCAGCCCUUCAGUUUAAUGAAGAACAAAAAGAAAAACACAAAGCCUUAAGCUCUUUGAAUUCUUCCUCUACCAAAUGAUCAUGGUUCUGAGCGCUGCAGAGGGGCUUACAUUGGAAACAGCCCCUCCUGCCCCUUGCCGGUUCUUAGAGCAGCUCCCACCUGUUCCAGGACCAGCGUGUCUCAUUCCCAAGUGACAAUUAGCUGUCUAGAAAUUCACCACUUCUCUGUAACUUUAGGUUGUUUUGUUGUAAAGUUUUGCACCUGUCUUCUGUUGCACAUUGGGCUUUAAAAAUAACAACAAGCCCUUGCCUUUCCUCUUGUCUUUGGGGAAUGUGAGCUGAAGGCCUUGGGUUCGUUUUCACUGUUCCUUAGCCAGAAAUUCUGUAGUGAUCUGAAGCGAUGUGACUGAAGCUCAGCUUUUAAAUUAUGUGUUGGCAAGUUGCCUUAUAUUUAAAAGAAGGAAAAAGAAAAAAAAGGAAAAAACAAUGUCUGAGUGUGUUAUGCCAAAUGAUAGCAACAUGAAGUCCUAAUUUAUUGUUUCCCUGCCAUCUGUGAACACUGGUAUUAUUGCCCUGUCCCCAAGCCCCCAAACCUCUGGUGCAGCCUCCUCACCCAGGGCCCCUCCAUCAGCAGAUUUUCUGUGUCAUAUUUAAUGAGCUCCAAUAUCUCCUGUGAUGUCUUGCAUAACCUCCGCUCCGAUAUUCUUGUAACUCCCCCCUCCCCAGAUUUUAGGAAACUGACUGGACACUAACUUGGGGGCUUUCACACCUCGCUCCCACCUCUAGUCUGCAUGGAAAACACAUUGUGGUUCCCUUUCCCUCUGAACUACUGCCCCAGCUUUGAUGUAAGGUCUUUCCUAGUUUGACCUGAUUAUUCCCCCUCACCCCCCAGCCAGCAAUACGGGUCCAGGCCAGGGCCUCCCCUCCCCUCCACUCCGUGCCACCCGAAGGGAGUACCUGGGUCCCCUCUCCGCUCACCCCACCUGUGGUGGUUAUGGGUGUGGUGCGUUUUUCUUUUUUAAUUAUAAACCAGUAAAACAGAAAACCUCCUCUUGACCUUGUCCUAUUUUAAUGUGGUGAAUGCCUGAGGUGGUUUUUGUCUUGAGGACAGCCUGUGAAGUUCCCCUGAGUAAAAGGGGAAUAGUUUGUUUCUGUGGUGGUGGCAAUAUCCUAUUCAUCCCUCAGAACCGCUCCCCAGUUGAUCAUUCCACACUGAAUCCGUCCUUAGGUUAUACCCGUACAUACGGACAGUUUAGUUAAGCCCUCAGUGGAGGCCCACAGAGCCCUGCCAUACUUCCACUCCAAGGGCCGUUGGUCCUAAGAGGUGGGCAUCUGCUUUGCCAUACAGUCAGUCUCCACCAAAUUACAAACCUCCCAUUUAUUUCUUCUGACAGAGGUGAGAGGGAGUUCUGCUGUAAUCUAAACAAGGAAGCGCCUCACCCUCCUUCACAUUGCUCCAUAGACAAAUGGCAGAAUUCUUUUAUGGGGAUGGGGAGGUCGCACUUACCUGCUUGGUUCUUACUGUUUGGCUUUGCCUACAGUUUGACUUGGUGUGGGGAUCAGGGAAAGCUAAUCAGCAGGUGGGAAAACACAUGGACUUUGGAGUACCUUUCACGUGGUUUGCCUUCGGGCAAAUGUUCUGCAAAGAAAGCCAGGCUGCCCACUGUCAGGUCUAUGAGGCAGGCUGCUCAGGGCAUCCACUUCGCGCCCUGGUGUAGACCCUGGUCUGAACCCCACGACAGCUUUCUGUCAUGCAGUUAGUUGUCUUAGAACGUUUCUGAAAUGCUGGGACAGUACUUUGGCCGUGUCUCUGCUAAAGCCCAAGGUUUCCAGGCUGUGUCUGGCAAGGUGUCAUGAGGGACCACAGGGCCCUAGCUUAGUGAAAAUACUAACCUAGGGGGGAGCUAACCAGCCCUCCUGUCUUCUCUCUUGGCUUCCCUCUGCAGAACAGCCUUACCCUCCUGUCUAGGCCCUAAGACUAACACUCUUCAUUGGCUCCUGUCAUGAUCAGAUUCCAAAACCAGUAGUUGCAAAAUUUAUUUUACCAGUAAGGGCAGAUAACCCAAGUAACUCGGCAAAAGCAUGCCCAGAUUGGAGCUGUAUGCCCCUGGUCAUGAAUCCAGGCAGUGGACAUGUAGUUGAGUAGUUUGGGGGGUUGGGGCAGAUGGACAUAGAAUCCCAUACCCUAUCCCAAGACUAGCUGAAGGGAGUCAAUUUGCUUUUGCUCUUAGUUGACCAGUGAAAUGUAUAUAGUUUGCAGCAACCAUUCCAAACUGUACAAAAAGCAAAUGAGAUUACAGGUAAAAUUCAAGUGCUUGGUCCAGCUCGAAGGCCCUUGUUGUUCCUGGAGUAGACUAACAUUAAGUUCUUUUUUUUUUUUUUUUGGUUUUUCGAGUAACAUUAAGUUCUUAAUGUCAGGCACAUGCAGCCUCAUUAACUCUUCAUGAAGGCCCAUUUAUUCUCAUGGUAAAAGCUGUCUCACUUGACUCUCAAGCACAAGAAAGGCCCCAGAAAGCCAGGCAGCAGUAGUGUGUGCCUUUAAUCCCAGCACUUGGAAGGCAGAGGCAGAUGGGUCUCGUCUACAGGGAAGUUCAGGACAGCUAGGACUACACAGAGAAACCUGGUUUCAACAAAACAAAAAGAUGGGUGUCCUUGGUGGAAGUACUUACACAAAUACAAGAACUUGAGUUUGUAUUCCCAGCACCUAUGUAAAAGAACUGGACACAAGUACUCACACCUCUAACACCCUAGUGCUGGGUCAGUCAAGAUCUUUGGAGCUCAUUGGCCAACUAGUCUUGUGGAAUCAGAGCGCUGGGGCUUUUGAUCCUGACUCAAAGAGGUGGCAAGUAACUGAGUAAGACACUGAUCAUGGACCUUUGGCCUGUACGUGUGUAUACACAUGGUGAAUACUGGGAAAGACACAACACCUGCCUAAGCAGAACGCUUGUCUUUGGUGAGGUAGUGACUAGAAGAAACGCCAGCCUUAGAAGCCGUCCCUGCAUCCACCCAUUGAACCACCAGAGGGCAGCUGCAGGCGGCAUGCCCACAGAACGCUCGGUGCCAAUUCCCAUGUUGUCCACCAGAGGUCCAGCUGCAAACAGCAGC
Messenger RNA from Microtus ochrogaster (prairie vole), 5945 nucleotides. It is a transcript of the gene Fam222b, whose product is annotated as family with sequence similarity 222 member B. NCBI's taxonomy places the organism in Eukaryota, Metazoa, Chordata, Mammalia, Rodentia, Cricetidae. The record is from RefSeq and is a predicted model, not a curated record.